CCCCUGUUUUUCGCUUACCCAACUUAGACUUACAUCCUUCCUCCUCCUGCUCUCUUCUCAACGACCACACCAUCAUGUCCGACGAUGAAUCUCACAAUCAGACCUUCGAGCAGGCCAGCGCCGGCGCGUCUUUGACGUUCCCGAUGCAAUGCUCUGCUCUGCGCAAGAACGGUCACGUCGUUAUCAAAGGUCGUCCCUGCAAGAUCGUUGACAUGUCUACCUCUAAGACCGGCAAGCAUGGACACGCCAAAGUCCACCUCGUCGCCAUCGACAUCUUCACUGGUAAAAAGCUGGAAGAUAUCUCCCCUUCCACCCACAACAUGGAUGUUCCCAACGUUUCUCGUAACGAGUACCAGCUCGUCAACAUCGACGAUGGCUUCCUCAACUUGAUGACUCAAGACGGCACUGCCAAGGACGACGUUCGCGUCCCCGAGGGUGACAUCGGCAACCAGAUCCAGAGCGAAUUCGAUAGCGGCAAGGACCUCCUUGUUACCAUCGUCAGCGCUAUGGGUGAAGAGCAGGCCAUUUCCUUCAAAGACGCCCCCAAGGCGUAAACGGAAGGGACUGUUUAUACACAUACAUAUAUAUUAUCGCUUUCGCAUCCAUCGCCAUCGCCAUGUAUUCCCAAACCCCCAUUCCUACAUCCCGAACGUACCUACCCAUAUACUCCGCAUACUCUUCCACCCGCACACCCACUGUUCUUUCGCUCGCGCCUUUCUCAUUUCCAGCAUCUGUGUGAAUAGGUAGUUGAAGCUGUAACCACAAUAUACUGAAUCUCGUAGGAGGCAAGCUCAUGCAAGCGCUACACUUGUACUGAUUCCAUCCUGCACCCGUUCUCCG
Molecule: messenger RNA, 840 nt
Organism: Mycena citricolor
Lineage: Eukaryota; Fungi; Basidiomycota; Agaricomycetes; Agaricales; Mycenaceae
Source: the annotation of a GenBank genome assembly